Lytechinus variegatus (green sea urchin) is the source of this 2782-nucleotide messenger RNA. RefSeq names its product kynureninase-like. Lineage: Eukaryota; Metazoa; Echinodermata; Echinoidea; Temnopleuroida; Toxopneustidae. The record is from RefSeq and is a predicted model, not a curated record. Bases 85 to 1653 code for a protein of 522 amino acids. Gene Ontology annotation, molecular function: pyridoxal phosphate binding; kynureninase activity. The transcript has 14 exons. Gene Ontology annotation, cellular component: cytoplasm. Gene Ontology annotation, biological process: NAD+ biosynthetic process.
CGCCGUCUCGCUGAUCUGAAGCUCCGGCCAAGCCAUCGGGAAGUGAUGUGAGGUUUGUGUGCCGGAGUAGAUCUGCCGUGCGGAAUGGCAGAAGGAACUUGGAACUUGGUAGGAAUCCAAGGCCCUGCAAUCGGAACCAUUUCUACAAUGGCUGAGAAACGAGCAGCAGAAUCAACGUAUACCCGGACUGCUGAAAAUGGCUCAUCACCACCUUGUAAGAAGGUGAUGAAGACUGACCGCCAGACUGGAAUGUCACCUCUAGUAGAAUUGAAGGAGACGGCCAAUAGGUUUGGUUUGGACAUUCUGAGUGACGGCUUUGCCAAGAAGAUGGAUGAACUUGAUCAGCUAGCUCCACUAAGAGAGGAAUUCAUCAUGCCUAAGAUGAAGGAAUUACCAGAUGUUGAUCUAUCUCUGGUUAAUAAAGAAGAUGAAUGUAUCUACUUCUGUGGUAAUUCACUUGGUCUUCAGCCUAAAGGACUCAAAUUCUAUUUUGAUGCUGAACUGGAAAAAUGGGCCAAAAUAGGAGUACAUGGACAUCUUUGUGGUCAGAUGCCAUGGGCUUUCUGUGAUGAAGUACUUGCUACUGACAUGUCCAACAUUGUAGGUUGUAAAGAAGAGGAAUUGGCAAUCAUGAAUGGUCUCACUGUCAAUUUACAUCUAUUAAUGAUGUCCUUUUAUCGUCCUACAGAAAAGAGGCAUAAAAUUCUCAUUGAAUCAAAGGCCUUUCCCAGUGAUCAUUAUACAGUGGAAUCUCAAAUACGUCUCAAUGGAUAUGAUCCAGCAACAAGCAUUAUAUUCCUGGAACCACGAAAAGGAGAGUACGAUAUAAGAACAGAGGAUGUGCUUAGUGUGAUUGAGAAGGAAGGUGAUGGUAUAGCGGUCAUCCUACUUGGAGCCUUACAGUAUUACACCGGUCAGUUUUUUAACAUGCCUGUCAUCACAAAAGCUGGACAUGCAAAGGGUUGUUAUGUUGGUUUUGAUCUUGCACAUGCUGUCGGUAAUGUAGAGCUUCAUCUACAUGACUGGGAUGUGGACUUUGCAGUUUGGUGUACAUACAAGUAUUUGAAUUCUGGUGCUGGAAGUUUGGGUGGCGCUUUUCUUCACUCUAAACUGGCUCACACAAUGGAACCUAAGCUUGUUGGAUGGUGGGGCCACAAGUUUAAGAGCAGAUUCGACAUGAAUAAUGAGCUUGAACUAUCUCCAGGCAUCUCAGGAUAUCGCCUUAGUAACCCAUCCAUCUUUGCUGCUUGUCCCCUGAGAGCAAGUCUAGAUGUGUUUCGUAAGACCAGUAUGUCAGAGCUGCGAGCCAAGUCGGUGGUCUUAACAGGUUACUUAGAGUACCUGGUAGGUCAUUACUUUGGUAAGGACAGUCCCCAUAGGAAGAACAAGGAGUUUAUCACCAUCUUGACACCUUCUAAUCCAGAGGAAAGAGGUGCCCAACUAUCCCUUUACUUCUCCAUACCAAUCAACAGGAUACAUAGUGAGAUGGGCAAGAGAGGUAUAGUGUGUGAUGAGAGGAAACCCAAUGUAAUUCGCAUUGCUCCAGCUCCCGUGUAUUGUAACUACUUAGAUGUAUGGCGGUUUAUUGAUGCUCUCCAAUCCAUCAUGGACAUUGCAGAGAAUCAACCUGAUCUUGACUCAGAGCUUGACUGAUAAAACCAUUCUUCUCUCAAACAUUCUUUAGGUAUCCUGCACAUACAUAUUUUCUUCGAUUUUUUUUUUGGUUUAAUGAUAACUAUUGCUGUGGUUUAUCACAAUGGAUGAAAAUUACUUUAGCUCACACAUACAAAUCUAACAGCAACAUGCAAUCAAGCUGUAUUUAGUAUUCCUAUCUUUUAUAGGUUGUAUGCAAUUUUUUACUGUCUUGCACAUAUUCUUUUUUUUUUUUUUUUUCAAAUGCCACAUUCCAGGACUAUCCAUCCUGGUCCUGUUUCUUUAAGUCUUAUCACUAUUGUAAAAUUGCCAUUAUUGUAAGUUCUAUGGGAAACCUUGAUUGUGAUUGGCUGCUGAGCCUUGUUACCAUGGUAACUGCUAUACUGGCAGAAGUAGGACAGUUGUUUGAAAGGGACUCCUUACUAGUCAAAAUUGUUUAGGACUGGGCAUAGGGACUUGGUUGUGAGAAUUGUCUUGGAAAUAUUAUAUAUAUAGUUUGAUACAGUUCUGACUUAUAUAACAUUUGAGUUACAUUUUAUUCAACCACCAUUCCACUCGUCAAUGAAAAGUGGUCAUAAUUUGAUAUAGCAAAGUUGCCAUCUGAAGUAUAAUAUGUCAAACAUAUACAUGUAUGAUAAUUUUUUUUGAAAGUUUUAUGCAUUAAAUUUUUUUUCUCUCAAGUUAAAAUUAGACUGUCGGGUGAUAUUUUGUCAAAUUAUUGAAAUUUCUUCAAAUGUUUUACCACUUCUCAGGAAUCAUGUAUGUAUAUGAUCAACAUAACGUACUAUUGUCAGAAAUCUUACUAGUAGCUUGUAUAUUGCUUGUAUUUGGAAAUAGUUAUGUACAGAAUAUGGAGAGGACUACUGAUGAUAUUGUUUACAAUGGAAUUUUGCUGUAAUCUGUAUGUGAUAUCUAAAAAAAAAGUUGUAUACAUGUAACUAUGUUUCUGUUGAAUCUCGAUCUUCUUAACUGAUUGUUGUUCUGUUGCAUUAAACUUAUCAACAUUUUAAUAGUAAGAAUUAAACAUUUUGGCUUGCACAGUACUGCCAAUUUAAGACUGAUUUUUUUUCAAAGUCCUCUCUUGGGUGAAUUGCUUCCCAAGAGUAGGGGAGAUUGGGGUUAGUUGGAA